AUGGCCAGGCGCGCCCGCUGGCUGCCGGCGCUGCUGCCGCUGCUGCUGCCGCUGCCGCCGGCGCUGCCCCGCGGCGCCCCGGGCUGCGCCGCCCGCGGGCUCUGCUGCCCCGGCCGCGACCGCGCCUGCCUGAGCUCCGGCCGGCGGCCCGACGGCUCCGCCGGGCCCUGCUACUGCGACCAGGCGUGUGCCCGCAGCCUGGACUGCUGCCACGACUACGGCCGGGCCUGCCCGGUUAUCCCCUGCGUGGUAUCUCAGUGGAGUGCCUGGAGCGGCUGUGCAGAGCCUUGCAAGACAACCUAUCGUGUCCGGACGCGGCACAUCGUCCAGGAGCCCAGCAACGGCGGGGAAGCGUGUCCUGCUCUGGAGCAGAGGGCCGGCUGCGUGGAGUACUGGACUCGGCAGGGAGCAGAGUGCCAGCAGUCCCUCAUCCCAGCAUUAAUAACUGCGGGAGGGUUUGGAAAAGCCAGGAAGAAAAGAGCUGCAGCUGACGGCAGUGAAAGGGCAGGGUACUGUGUGGAGUUCCAGCUGGUGGCCCUGGCGCCGGGCUGCGGGCACAGGCAGCCGUGGCACAGGCAGCCGUGGCACAGGCAGCCCUGGCACAGGCAGCCGUGGCACAGGCAGCCCUGGCAUGGGCAGCCCUGGCACAGGCAGCCGUGGCACAGGCAGCCCUGGCACAGCCGCUGGACGCGCGAGCUCCGCGAGGGCCGCACGGUGUGCGUGGAGUGCCAGCAGCCAGCCCUGCACCCCCUGCGGCAGCACUGCCGCGGCGACGGCUCCGGCAGCCACCGAAAUCAGCUGUUGCACUGGCAGGCGGUGGGGAACCAUCGGUGCAAGGGAACCUGGAGGAGAAUUCGCCAGCUGGACACUUGUUCCUGCCCUUCUGCUCACAGCUUCCUGUUCAUCUGACCUCUCCUGGCAGUCCCAGCAAGCCCGGUGUGCGGCAGCAGCAGGAGCCCCAGCCAAGGCAAUGACUUCUCUGUGGCAGAGGCUUUGCUUUCCCUGCUUUUCCAGAGGUUGCUGGGGCACCUGGAAUCCUGUCUGUGUGUGCUCCUGAGUUUCCAAGGAAAUCAGGCUGGGAAGUGACGAUCUCUUUUUAUCCUGAGAGAAUCUUGUCUGACCUUGAUGACCUCUUGCCAUUCCUCAUUUCUUGAAAGGAACGAGAAUUUACCAAAUAACAAAUCAAACAAAAAAGGCCAUAAGAAGCCAGGUUUAAUUAUUCUUAAAAAAAAAAAUCUUAAUGAAGAAUCAACAAUGCAAAAUAAAUUAAUCCAAGUGCCUUCUUUUUGUGGCAGCAGCACUUUGUGGAUACUUCCUGCUUGUGCUUGUGUGUCUGUUCCCUCUAUUUUCAUCCUCCCUGGUCUCAUAAUUUCAUUUAGCCCUCAGUCUUACAGCAGGUUGGUCGUGCUGUUGAGGUAAUGACAGAACUUAGAAAUGUGCUUGUCAAAUCUGUGAGAAUAGGGACAAACUGGCCCUUGGACUGGAGUUUCAAGGAACAUCUCUGAGUUGGCCCAAAAUGCAAUGCAGUCCUGGGGCUCUGAAUAGGAAUUCAGCUCAGCUGUGCCAGGAGUGCUGGCUAUAGCCAUGUGCUUUUGACUGAGAAAUACUUGAAAUAUUUUCCUUAUAUUCUGCUUACUAAUAUUCAUACUUUUCUAUAAAUGAAAAUAAUGGAGACUGGAGAUAUUCUCCCAAUGUCUGUCUGUUUGAUUAAUCUCUGUGGUGCCAUCUCUUUAGCUUCUUAACCUAACUAGUUCAGACAGGAGCUCACUGCAGAGUGAGAUCGAGGUCAUCCCAUUUGUCACAGCCAGGUGAGUGGCUGGGGCUGGCUGCAGCAGAGCCAGCUGGCUGGUUCCUGUGGCCUGGAGAUGCAGGAGUAUGAAAGAUUUAGCCCCCAAGGGACCCUCACAGCAGCUGUGUUUCUGCGCAGACUGGAUGACACAAGACAUUGCGAAUGUCUCUGCAUCAGCACAUCCUAAAAAGGGCUGUGCAGUGUGCUGGCUUCACCUCCACACCUUGUGUGACUGUACAAACAGAUCCUGUUGGUAAAUUCCUGGGGGAAGUGUGUGACAGAGAGCACGAGUGAGCCUUUUGGGUAGAAGAAGGAGAUGAAGUUGUCAGAUCCCUUUCCCUUCAAAUGAAAAUCAGCUCACGGUGUUGACGCAUACUGCGUCCUGCCUUUCCCUUUAGGAGUUUUAUCACCACUCAUCAUUAUAGUAGUUUCUACUACCUGGGUUUUGGACAAAAUGAAACUUUGGAAAUCCAAGGCACAAUACUGCUGGGGAAUGCCUUUGUAGUGUGAGGAGCUGGGCUGGAGGAGAGGCUGUUCCCGAGGAUGCCAGCUGUUCCCAUGACAACGCCAGAACCUUCCACCCUGGUACCAGCAACAGAGGAAUCCCCAGCACAGCCAGGAGCUGGGUCUGUCCUGCACGGGAUUCCUGUGCUCCCACAGGAGCUGGGUCUGUCCUGCACGGGAUUCCUGUGCUCCCACAGGAGCUGGGUCUGUCCUGCACAGGGCUCCCACAGGAGCAGGGUCUGCCCUGCAUGGGGCUCCUGCUGGGCUCCCAGAGCUGCCCCACCUGCACCUGCCAGCUCCACACAAAACCAGCAAAUAGCGCAGAGCGCCUCGGGUCGGAUUUAUGCAAAAGCAAAAUUAAGCUCAGCUGAUGUUGCUACACUUCCUCCUGCUCUCCAGCCAAGGAUCUCAAUUUUUAAUGAUGGAAAGUCAAGAAAAAAAAAUCCAGAUCCUUUUACAACCUGCUGAAGAACCCAUGUGAUUUUCUUUUGUAGAGAAAUCUUUCAUUGACAUGAUGGGGAAAGAGAGAGGCCAUGGGGGAAUUGUGCUUUUCCUCACCCUAAUCCUGUAAUUUCCAGCCUGGGAUUAAACUGUUUUCUUCUGCAUUUGAAACAGAA
Messenger RNA from Passer domesticus (house sparrow), 2910 nucleotides. RefSeq names its product somatomedin-B and thrombospondin type-1 domain-containing protein-like. Lineage: Eukaryota; Metazoa; Chordata; Aves; Passeriformes; Passeridae. The coding region runs from base 1 to 909 and encodes 302 amino acids. The transcript has 5 exons. The record is from RefSeq and is a predicted model, not a curated record.